GCGGCCAUAUUUGAUGUUAAUAUGGCUGAGUUGCAGAAAUUCAGUUAAAUAGCAUGUGGAAAUAUUAUAUUAUCAACGUUUUUAGCAACAAUUUAAAUUAAGUGUCCAACCCCAGUAAUUACCAUUGUAAAUCUAUGUUUUAACCUGUAAAUUUGACAUAAAUUCACAUUACAAAAAUUUGAUUAAAUAAGCCAAAUAUAACAUUUAGUAGAAUCCGAAUAUACACAUACAUUGUUCAACUAUAUUCACACUAAGUAGGCGACGAAACCCAUUUAGCGACGAAAAUUAUUUUUGUAUAAAUUUUGGUCAAAAUGACUACGAAUCCAAUCUGCGAACCGUUUACAAAUUUCCCAGCUCGAUUUGAUAUAGAGAAAAUUGCAGAGGAAUUCAAGCCGAAGGACAAAGAAAAAGAUGUUGAGAAAACUCUUAGCCCGCGCGAUUUUCUCAAUGUUCCCGACAAGGACUGGGUUGUGUUGCCCAUGUUUAAAUGCCACCUGGAUCAUUUGAAGCCAGUUCUUUCUGUACGCAAAAAUAAGUAUAUGCGUUGCCGUUACAGACAAUUUCUGGACAACGUUCCCGAGCACUUUGUCAAUGUGACAUUGUUUAGUGCUAAUAUUAAUAAUCAGCCCAAACCAAGACGAAAAUCUCUUAAUGGUCAAUUUUAUGGUGUGGACUAUAAAUUGGCGCCCAUACCCGUUUCAGUCGAUCCGCGUGCGGCCGGCGGCUCCAAAUCAGUCAAAUCGAAACAUUCCAAGUAGUCAAAUUCAAAAAAUUUAAGAUACAGACUGGAGUCAUCGGCACAUGUGCAACUCUGACACAUUAAAACUAUGAGUGUUUGGCAACACUGCUCGAUCAAUUGAGACGAAAA
Messenger RNA from Drosophila arizonae, 868 nucleotides. RefSeq lists its product as uncharacterized. Lineage: Eukaryota; Metazoa; Arthropoda; Insecta; Diptera; Drosophilidae. The record is from RefSeq and is a predicted model, not a curated record.